GUUUUGUUAUUUUCAUUACUCCCUCGCUCCUCGACUUGUUGCGCCGUUCUCGUUUAUCGUCUUACAGAUUCUCUGUGUUCAAAGUUUUCACGUGAUUGACAAUGAAGGGAGGUAGUAAGUUUGAACCGAGCUCGAGUAAGAUUGUUUUUGACGACAGUGAAGAUGAUGAAGAUGAGCAGUCGUUAUCGUCUAUGUCUUCUUCAGAUGAGGAAGAAGAAGAAGAAGAAGAGAAAGGGAAAGAGUUGACAUUGGAGGAGAUACAUAGACUGCGUGCUGAUGGGUCUCGUCCUCGUCCUGCUGUUCCCGUGAAGCCAUCGUUCUCUCAAGUGAAGAAGAACACUUGUCGUGCUGCAGACAAGAACAUUACGUUCUCUGAAGCCAAGAAACCUGCUCGUGCAAACAAAAACAGACCAAUGGAGUUAAGUUCUAAAAGACCAGUGAGUCGUUUUAGAGAGGUUAUUCAAGCUCCAAAGAAGGUGGUUCGUGAUCCUCGUUUUGACUCAUUGGCUGGAAGCGUUGAUCAUGAGGGGUUCAGGAAGAGAUACAGUUUCUUUUUCGAGGAGAAACUUCCUGUAGAAAGAGAGGAACUGAAAAAGAAGCUAAAGAAAACAAAGAAUCCAGAAGACGUCGAAGAACUCAAGGACCAGUUAACUUAUGUUGAGAAACUGUUGAAGUACGAUCCGUCAACAAACAGCAAAGGAAAGUCAAUACUAACAGAGCACAAAAAGAAAGAAAGAGAAGCUGCAAAGAUGGGCAAAAAGCCUUACUAUCUCAAACAAUCUGAGAUCCGAAAGCAAGAACUCAUCGAGAAGUACAACAGUCUCAAGGAAUCUGGGAAGCUUUCAUCGUUUCUUGACAAACGGAGGAAGAAGAACGCAACAAAGGAUCAUAGGUACAUGCCAUAUCGUCGAGCCGAUGCCUGAGAGCAAUAGAGAGAGGGACAGUAUUGCUUUCAGACUUAUUUUUUACGUUUGGUUCAUGAAGGGCUUUGUGAUGAGAAUUGAAAUCCAAAUGUAGCUUUACCUUUUUUUUUGUUUGCUUAAUUGAAAGCCAUAUCACGUACUGAUGCUCAAAUAUUGUGGGUAUUUUACGGGUAUUGAAAUUAUAGACUUGUCGGUU
Molecule: messenger RNA, 1119 nt
Organism: Brassica oleracea var. oleracea
Lineage: Eukaryota; Viridiplantae; Streptophyta; Magnoliopsida; Brassicales; Brassicaceae
Product: ribosomal RNA processing protein 36 homolog
Exons: 10
Coding region: 102-923 (273 amino acids)
Biological process (GO): maturation of SSU-rRNA from tricistronic rRNA transcript (SSU-rRNA, 5.8S rRNA, LSU-rRNA)
Cellular component (GO): 90S preribosome; nucleolus
Source: RefSeq, a predicted model, not a curated record